Fulvia fulva is the source of this 1755-nucleotide messenger RNA. Its product is annotated as Putative metallocarboxypeptidase ECM14. Gene Ontology annotation, molecular function: zinc ion binding; metallocarboxypeptidase activity. The transcript has a single exon. Bases 1 to 1755 code for a protein of 584 amino acids. The record is from RefSeq and is a predicted model, not a curated record. NCBI's taxonomy places the organism in Eukaryota, Fungi, Ascomycota, Dothideomycetes, Mycosphaerellales, Mycosphaerellaceae. Gene Ontology annotation, biological process: proteolysis.
AUGAAGCACGUCCAGACAGCCUUGUUGGCUCUACCGGCACUGCUAUCUACAUUGGUGCUUGCUGCUCCUCCAGCAUACGAACAACACCCCCUGCACCUCCCUCACAAUCCGGAACCUCAAUCGCAAUGGCGAGACUUUGUAGGACAUAUGCUGGAUGCAGUGUGGCGGCCGAGCUCCUGUCAUGGAUCCAAGGACAGAGCGCAUAGUGACAGACCACGGCCUCCACCCCACGUCUUUGCUGGUUAUGGGGGAGACAUCGUGGUCAGAUUCAACAUCAGCACACCCGAAGAGGCCGAGUACAUGGCAGAGGCCAUCGAUAACCAGCUUCUGGACGUGUGGGAGUUCUCGUACGAGUGGGUGGAUGUUCGCAUGGCCAAGGAGGAGGUGCCUUAUCUGCUGGGUCUUCUCCCGAAGUCGCUACAGAACGCGCACACGCCUCUGCUGCGUGAGCAGGCUCUUGCGCAAGCCAUAGCAGAUACGUAUCCCCGAAGCGCGAAGCAGGCCACUACGGAGGCGCCAUACCACUUACCCACGCGACGACCUUUUAGCCCAACACUGGAGCCAGUGUCGGCAGCAGAGACCAACAUUUUCUUCGCCGAUUACCAGCCAUUUUCCGUCAUUGAUCCGUGGAUGAGGCUGCUCGCGUCUCUGUACACCACUCAUGUGCGCAAAAUCAGUAUUGGUACGACUGCCGAAGGUCGCGACAUUCCAGCCCUACGAGUCGGCGUGCACCCAACGAACAGCGAAGACCCGAAUCCUCCAAAGCGCAAGACAAUCCUCGUGGCUGGCGGUCUACAUGCAAGAGAAUGGAUCAGCACUACAACAGUGAAUUAUAUUGCCUACUCUCUCGUCACAGGCUAUGGCCAAGUUACCAGCGUGACGAGGUUGCUAGAAGCCUUCGACUUCGUGUUUGUGCCCACACUGAACCCCGAUGGCUACAUCUACACCUGGGAGACAGAUCGCCUCUGGCGCAAGAACAGACAGGAGACUGGCCUACGCUUCUGCAAGGGCAUGGAUUUGGACAAAGCGUUCGGCUACGAAUGGGCCGCGACGGACAACCCGUGUAGCGAAGCCUACGCCGGCAGUAGUGCAUUCGAAGCAAGAGAGGCGAAAGCCUUCGGAGAUUGGGCGAAAAAUGAGACUGAUAACAACAACGUGGACUUUGUGGGAUUCCUGGACUUGCACUCGUACUCACAGCAGAUUCUCUACCCCUACGCCUACUCCUGCGACGCGACGCCACCAGGUUUGGAGAAUCUUGAAGAGGUCGCAUUUGGAAUUGGCAAGGCGAUCCGAACAACACAUGGCCACAACUACGAAGUCAUGCCAGCUUGCGAGGGCAACGUCGCAUUCAACUCAAAAGGCACGAAGCAGCACCUCAUGCCGCGCAUUGAGUCUUCAGGCGGAUCGGCGCUGGACUUCUUCUACCAUACUAUCGGCACGCGGUACGCGUAUCAGAUCAAGCUACGUGAUCGUGGAACAUAUGGGUUUCUUCUGCCAAGGGACAACAUCAUACCUGUAGGGAAGGAGGUCCUGAACGCUGUGUUGUAUCUCGGUGGCUUCCUCGGUGACCUUUACGAUAGUGAUAGCGCCGAGGUCGAGAUGGAAAAGCCAGAAUUGAAGGACGCUGAAGAAGAGCGAGAAGUCGAGGAGCUCAGGGAGGAAGCGGGCGAAGAUGAUGUUGACUCCUGGGUGACAGUGAAGGACCUUAAUCCCGAGGACGUAAAUUGGGAUCUUAAGCGGCGGAAGAGACGAUGA